This is a messenger RNA of Mugil cephalus (flathead mullet), 2424 nucleotides long. RefSeq names its product vesicle-associated membrane protein 4 (gene vamp4). NCBI's taxonomy places the organism in Eukaryota, Metazoa, Chordata, Actinopteri, Mugiliformes, Mugilidae. Gene Ontology annotation, biological process: vesicle-mediated transport; Golgi ribbon formation. Gene Ontology annotation, cellular component: membrane. The record is from RefSeq and is a predicted model, not a curated record. Bases 186 to 614 code for a protein of 142 amino acids. The transcript is spliced from 8 exons.
ACACCUCUGGAUUUAUCCCCAGGUGUCUGUGUGUAGACGUUGACCAGGCGCGAGAUCGUAGGAAGCGCCAGGUAGCAAGUCACGUUAGCAUCGCUAGCUUAGCUUGUGUGGCUAGCUGAACGGCCUGUCGUUUCUGGCUGAAUUAGAAGAGGGAGCCAGACCGGGAGGAGCAGCUUGAAGACAACAUGCCCCCCAAGUUUAAACGACACCUCAACGACGAUGAGGUCACGGGAUCCAUUCGGAGCGAACGGAGAAACCUGUUGGAGGAGGACUCUGAUGAGGAGGAAGACUUCUUCCUGAGAGGGCCUACAGGACCCAGAUUUGGACCUCAGAAUGACAAAAUCAAGCAGGUGCAGUCGCAGGUCGACGAGGUGAUCGAUGUGAUGCAGGAGAACAUCUCCAAGGUGAUAGAGAGGGGCGAGCGCCUCGACGACCUGCAGGACAAGUCAGAGAGCCUAUCGGACAACGCGUCCGCCUUCAGUAGCCGAGCCAAACAGCUGCACAGGAGGAUGUGGUGGAGAGACAUGAAGAUGAAGAUGAUUAUUGCACUAGUCGUUAUUGCCCUCCUGCUGAUUAUCAUCAUUCCGGUGAUCCUCCGAUUUCACAAAGACUGAUGAGGCGGAGGAGGAUGAGGAGAACAAUCCUCUUCUCCCUCCAUCUCCCUCUGCACUCAGUCCUCCACUCCAGCUAGGGGGCGCCAGCCAGCUUCCCACACCCUCUACAGUGUCAACCCAUGUACCCUCCAGGAUCUGGCUUCAACUCGCACCUUAGUACAGAUCUUUGCAUUGCGGCCUCACGUAAAUCUGCUCUGAGAUCAGUACUAAGGCAAGAAACCAAGCUGCAGAAAUGAGUUGGGGGAGUUCAGAUCCGGGGAAAUAUUUUAAUGCAAUUUGGGGGAAACGCCAACACUUGGCCCUCUAGUCAAUGCGAAAGAGUGCUCCAUCCCAUGAUACAUAUCACGUGUAGGGCCCUGCCUUUGCCUUGACAACAGGUCCUACCACAUGCCACAUCCUUUAGAUAUAUACUGUAAGACAGGCGUCCAUUCCACCUGCCUCUCUUCGUUUGGCUGGUCUGGAUCUGCUGCAGCGGUCUCAAAUAAAGGGGCCGUAACAUGCAGCAGAUGAACCUCUGAUGUCCACCCGCGAUUCCUCGUGUGCACUCUCGCUCCGUAAUAAAGAGAACGAGAAGUUUAAAGGGAACGCUUCUUGAGUGAAAGCACAUUUUUUUUUUCUGUCCAACACAAUGUGAGUGGACAUCUGAGGUUCAUCUGCAAAAGUCCAAUGUUGUUUUUUAAUCAUCAAAGAGUUUUUGUUUUGGUUUGUUUUUUUUUGACCAAAAACUGAUUUCACUUUUCAGAAAUGCCUCCUCGUCACAGACGAUCGGCAGAGGGUCUAGCGAGAAAUGAAAUGUGUUUAUAGGACGAUUGCUUUCUAGCACAAAUCACAUAAAUCGCCAUAGCUUGUUGAACUGUGCUGAAGGACUAUGUCUAACCAGUACACCCAGAUUAAGAAUGUCUCCUCACCCCUGAACUCUAAACCUCUUAACUUCCUGGUGCCGAGCUCUGGGUCGGUUUGGUCACGCCUGUCCUACUUUCUUGCUAGUCAUACCACACUGUCUGCCAUCCUGCUCAUGGUUCUGUUCGGUUUUAACGCUCCUCCUGAGUUCUUAUCUCAGCGGCGGUCUGUUCGAAGGUUGUUGUCACCGUCGCUGCUGGAGGGACGGCUUAUUCCUCUUUACUGUUACGUUUAAAGGUAUACUACGCAGGACAGCCCCAAAAACAAUGUGUGAACUCAUACAAUGGUGAUCCCUCUAAAUCACACGCUACAAGUGUGUGGCAUGUGUGCAGACCCUGCCCUCCCCCGGUAUUUUCCUUUCUUCUUAUUUUGCCUCGUAGGUAUGUUAGUUCAGGAUGUUUCUGGGCCACGGCAUGUGGAUAGUGGGUGUGUAGCCUUCAGUCAGUCAACAGCAGCACGGCAGGGUCUUCACCAAAACAUCGCUGUCUCCGAGUCAUGAAUGUAUAAAGAGCUGUGUCUCUUUGACUGAGGCUGGGGACUACAGUGGACAAGAGUAAGCAUGUGUUUUGGCCUGGGUCAUACACAAUCUGGUAAUAACCUCCAUAAGACCAUCCAAAAAAAUUUUUUUUUUUAUUUCCAGAUUUUUUUGAGUUGGAGAGGGGCUAAUAUGAAUGUUGUUUACAGCCACUAACUGAUCCUGCUUAGUAUACCUUUCUGGAGGGGCGAUUCAUAUGGCUUAAGUUAAAAGGUGAGCUGUGAAAACGGUGUAAUUGUGUAACAUUUAUUGUUUUUAAUGUAAUUUAUUUUAGCUGUAAAUAUUGAUUCUGUAAUGAUGAUGUACAAUACUCUGACAUUGCAUUGGAAGACUGUGAUCCUUUUUUGCUCUGAAAUAAAGGGAUUUUAAAGGGCA